Calidris pugnax (ruff) is the source of this 547-nucleotide messenger RNA. Its product is annotated as T-cell activation Rho GTPase-activating protein-like. NCBI's taxonomy places the organism in Eukaryota, Metazoa, Chordata, Aves, Charadriiformes, Scolopacidae. The record is from RefSeq and is a predicted model, not a curated record. Gene Ontology annotation, molecular function: GTPase activator activity. Gene Ontology annotation, biological process: signal transduction. The transcript is spliced from 4 exons. Bases 1 to 423 code for a protein of 140 amino acids.
AUGCGCAGGCCACCAGGAGGAGCGCAGGGAGCCCGCCUCACCCGCCUGCCCUCCAUCAAGCUCCUCAGGAAGGAGCUGAGACGCCGCCAGGCCGCCACCACACUCCACGCCAGCAGCCUGCAGAGGCUGGUCGAGCGCCAGGCAGAGGACCUGCUGUCUCUCCUGCACCGGCACGGGCCAUCCACGGAGGGGAUCUUCAGGCUGGCGGCCGGCGAGCAAGCAUCCCGGCAGCUCCGGGAGGCACUCGACACGGGAGCAGAGGUCCACCUGGAAAGCCAGCCAGCCCACCUGCUGGCCGUCAUCUUGAAGGACUUCCUCCGAAAGAUCCCCUCCAAGCUCCUGCAGGCACCGCUCUACCAGGAGUGGAUGAGUGCCCUGCAGAAGGACAGCACGCUGGAGAAGGUGGCAGCACUCAAGGAGUAAGUGUGCCCAACAGCCUGCCUGCUCCACGGGGACUUGCCUGCAAAACCACGGAUGGCCUCCUGGACAAAGCUGUCUUCUGGGGCAGGCACCGCUGGCUGCUGGGGGGUGGGGCCUGGGGGGAAAG